This is a messenger RNA of Leopardus geoffroyi (Geoffroy's cat), 5113 nucleotides long. It is a transcript of the gene VPS8, whose product is annotated as VPS8 subunit of CORVET complex. Gene Ontology annotation, biological process: endosomal vesicle fusion; protein targeting to vacuole. Gene Ontology annotation, molecular function: protein binding. Bases 188 to 4555 code for a protein of 1455 amino acids. The record is from RefSeq and is a predicted model, not a curated record. Lineage: Eukaryota; Metazoa; Chordata; Mammalia; Carnivora; Felidae. The transcript is spliced from 49 exons. Gene Ontology annotation, cellular component: HOPS complex; CORVET complex; late endosome.
GUGUAGACUGCGCAUGCGUGAGGCUGGAGCCAGGGGGCGGGGUCACGUGGGCCGCGGGUCCUGGGCUGGAAUGGCCGCGAGCGCAGAGAUCAGAUCAUUCAGGUCAUCAUGAUCUAAGGCCAAAAAUCAAAACAAAACAAACAAAAACUUGCUUGGAUUGACUGAACUACAAUUAUUAUAAGUAACUAUGGAAAACGAACCAGACCAUGAAAAUGUGGAACAGAGCCUUUGUGCCAAGACUACAGAAGAAGAACUGAAUAAGUCUUUCAAUCUUGAAGCUUCGCUUUCAAAAUUUUCUUACAUAGAUCUGGACAAGGAACUGGAGUUCAAAAAUGAUCUGAUUGAUGACAAGGAAUUUGAUAUUCCUCAAGUUGAUACGCCUCCAACACUGGAAAGCAUACUCAAUGAGACUGAUGAUGAAGAGGAGUCUUUUGUUCUGGAGGACCCUACAUUGUUAAACAUUGAUACUAUUGAUUCCCACUCCUAUGAUACUUCGUCUGUGGCAAGUUCAGAUAGUGGUGACAGGACCAACUUAAAAAGGAAGAAGAAAUUACCUGAUUCUUUUUCACUCCAUGGGUCAGUUAUGCGACAUUCACUUUUGAAGGGAAUUUCUGCCCAGAUAGUGUCUGCAGCUGACAAAGUUGAUGCUGGCUUGCCUACAGCAAUUGCAGUGUCCAGUCUGAUAGCAGUGGGUACAUCUCAUGGAUUGGCUUUAAUAUUUGGAAAAGAUCAGAAUCAAGCUUUGCGACUCUGUCUGGGGAACACUAGUGUUGGAGGUCAGUAUGGAGCCAUCUCUGCCCUCAGUAUCAACAAUGACUGCUCAAGACUUCUCUGUGGCUUUGCUAAGGGACAGAUCACGAUGUGGGAUUUGGCCAGUGGAAAACUUCUAAGAUCAAUAACAGAUGCUCAUCCUCCAGGAACAGCAAUAUUGCAUAUUAAGUUUACAGAUGAUCCAACUCUUGCAAUUUGCAAUGACAGCGGAGGCUCUGUUUUUGAAUUGACAUUUAAGAGAGUGAUGGGAGUGAGGACGUGUGAAUCUAGGUGUCUGUUCAGUGGUUCCAAGGGUGAAGUUUGCUGUAUUGAGCCUCUUCAUUCUAAGCCUGAGUUGAAAGAUCAUCCCAUCACACAGUUUUCCUUAUUGGCCAUGGCAUCCUUAACAAAGAUACUGGUCAUUGGAUUGAAACCAUCCUUGAAAGUGUGGAUGACUUUUCCCUAUGGACGGAUGGAUCCUUCCAGUGUUCCGUUGCUGGCCUGGCACUUUGUGGCAGUGCAUAAUUACGUGAAUCCCAUGCUUGCCUUCUGCAGAGGAGAUGUUGUUCAUUUUCUGUUGGUGAAGAGAGAUGAGUCUGGAGCAAUACAUGUUACUAAGCAAAAGCAUCUUCACCUCUACUAUGACCUCAUCAACUUCACUUGGAUAAACUCACGUACAGUUGUGCUCUUGGACAGCGUGGAGAAGUUGCAUGUGAUCGAUCGGCAGACUCAAGAGGAAUUAGAAACAGUGGAGAUCUCAGAAGUUCAGUUGGUCUAUAACAGCAGCCAUUUCAAAUCCCUAGCCACUGGAGGAAAUGUUAGCCAGGCACUGGCUUUGGUUGGAGAGAAGGCUUGUUAUCAGUCCAUCAGUAGUUACGGUGGUCAGAUCUUUUACUUGGGGACAAAAUCUGUUUAUGUGAUGAUGCUGAGAAGCUGGAGAGAGAGAGUGGAUCAUCUUCUGAAACAAGAUUGUCUUACAGAAGCCUUGGCUCUUGCAUGGUCUUUCCAUGAAGGAAAAGCAAAAGCAGUAGUGGGAUUAUCAGGGGAUGCCAGUAAGCGAAAGGCUGUUGUUGCAGAUCGGAUGGUAGAAAUCCUAUUCCAUUAUGCAGAUCGAGCUCUGAAAAAGUGUCCAGACCAGGGAAAAAUCCAAGUGAUGGAGCAGCAUUUUCAGGACACGGUGCCUGUCAUAGUUGAUUACUGCCUGCUGCUAGAGCGAAAGGAUCUUUUAUUUAGCCAGAUGUAUGACAAAUUAAGUGAGAAUUCAGUGGCUAAAGGAGUGUUUUUGGAGUGCCUUGAACCAUAUAUUUUAAGUGAUAAAUUGGUGGGGAUGACCCCCCAGGUAAUGAAAGACUUGAUUGUUCAUUUCCAAGAUAAAAAGUUAAUGGAAAAUGUGGAAGCCCUCAUUGUACAUAUGGAUAUCACCAGCCUAGAUAUUCAGCAGGUAGUUCUCAUGUGUUGGGAAAAUCGUCUGUAUGAUGCUAUGAUCUAUGUUUACAACAGAGGCAUGAAUGAAUUUAUUAGUCCAAUGGAGAAACUUUUCAGAGUCAUUUCUCCUCCUCUGAGUGCAGGAAGAACACUAACAGAUGAGCAAGUUGUUAUGGGCAACAAGCUGCUUGUAUAUAUUAGCUGUUGUCUAGCAGGCCGAGCCUAUCCCCUUGGUGACAUCCCUGAAGAUCUUGUUCCCUUGGUUAAAAACCAGGUUUUUGAAUUUCUGAUUCGCCUGCAUUCAGCGGAAGCCUCCCCUGAGGAAGAAAUCUACCCCUAUGUUCGGACUUUGCUACAUUUUGACACAAGAGAAUUUCUAAAUGUAUUGGCACUGACUUUUGAAGAUUUUAAAAAUGACAAGCAAGCUGUGGAAUAUCAACAACGAAUUGUGGACAUUUUGUUGAAAGUUAUGGUGGAGAAUUCAGAUUUUACUCCUUCACAAGUAGGGUGUCUCUUUACGUUCCUUGCCCGGCAGCUUGCAAAGCCUGACAAUACCUUGUUUGUAAACAGAACCCUUUUUGAUCAGGUCCUUGAAUUCCUCUGUAGUCCUGAUGAUGACUCCCGACACUCUGAAAGACAGCAGGUCCUUUUAGAAUUGCUGCAGGCUGGUGGCAUAGUUCAGUUUGAAGAGAGUCGGCUCAUCCGUAUGGCAGAAAAAGCAGAGUUCUAUCAAAUUUGUGAGUUUAUGUAUGAACGAGAACACCAGUAUGACAAAAUUAUUGAUUGUUACUUACGUGAUCCACUGAGGGAGGAAGAAGUCUUUAACUACAUUCACAAUAUCUUAUCCAUUCCUGGACACAGUGCAGAGGAAAAGCAGUCUGUAUGGCAGAAAGCAAUGGAUCAUAUUGAGGAACUUGUAUCCCUGAAGCCCUGUAAAGCUGCAGAGCUGGUUGCUACUCACUUUUCUGAACAGAUUGAAAUAGUCAUUAAAAAACUUCAGAACCAGGUUUUGCUUUUCAAGUUUUUGAGGAGUCUUCUUGACCCAAGGGAAGGUAUUCAUGUAAAUCAGGAAUCGCUGCAGAUGCCUCCCUCUGUUACGGAGCAGUUCAUUGAGUUGUUGUGUCAGUUCGACCCAAACCAGGUUAUAGAGACGCUGCAGGUCCUUGAGUGCUACCGCCUGGAAGAAACCAUCCAGAUUACCCAGAAGUAUCAACUUCAUGAAGUCACUGCCUAUCUAUUAGAAAAAAAAGGAGAUAUUCAUGGGGCCUUCUUAAUAAUGCUAAAGAGACUACAAAGCAAACUUCAGGAGAUAACGCAUCAAGAUGAAAAGGCCAAAGAGGACCUUUCAUUGAAGGAUGUUGAAGAUACCAUGGUGGAGACAAUUGCCCUUUGCCAGAGAAAUUCACAUAAUUUGAACCAGCAGCAAAGAGAGGCACUCUGGUUUCCAUUAUUGGAGGCAAUGAUGGCCCCUCAGAAGCUGUCUGGUUCAGCUGCACCUCAUCUACACCCUGAAGCUCUGAGAUCUCUGACCAUGCAAGUUCUAAACAGCAUGGCAGCUUUUAUUGCCCUUCCAUCCAUCUUGCAAAGAAUCUUACAGGAUCCAGUUUACGGAAAAGGAAAACUUGGAGAAAUCCAGGGACUCAUUCUGGGAAUGUUGGAUACCUUUAACUAUGAACAAACUCUGCUGGAAACAACUACUAGCCUUCUAAACCAAGAUCUCCAUUGGUCACUGUGUAACCUGAGAGCUUCAGUCACCAGAGGACUGAAUCCCAAGCAGGAUUACUGCUCUAUAUGUUUGCAGCAGUACAAGAGACGCCAAGAAAUGGCGGAUGAAAUAAUUGUCUUUAGCUGUGGCCAUUUGUAUCACUCAUUCUGUCUGCAAAACAAAGAGUGCACCAUAGAAACUGAGGGGCGGACAAGAUGGACAUGCUACAAAUGCAGCUCAAGUAACAAAGUAGGGAAAUUAAGUGAAAAUUCAUCUGAAAUUAAAAAGGGGAAGACAGCCCCAUCACAGGUAAAAAUGUCUCCUCCUUGUCCUCCAUCCAAAGGGGAUCCUGCUGUUAAGAAGGGACUGUCCCACCUCUUCCAGACUGAUGCCAAAAGCAAGGCAAAUGAAAGAAACUUCUGGAAUUGGACUGCCCAAAUUCAGGCAGCCUCAGAACCUGUUCUGGACCCACAGCAAAUCCAAGCGUUUGAUCAACUUUGCCGUCUCUACCGAGGAAGUUCCCGGCUGGCCCUCCUUACAGAACUCUCCCAGAAUCGCAGCAGCGACAGCUACAGGCCGUUCAGUGGCUCCCAGAGUGGCCCUGCUUUCAACAGCAUCUUCCAGAAUGAGAACUUCCAGCUGCACCUCAUUCCCCCACCUGUGACUGAGGACUGAGGCCUGGCACUGAAGACCAGAGACCAUCCUAAUGCAGCCAGGGAGGGACCCCCUCUCUAACUGGCUUGGCCCCUCCGUCUGCCCCCUUCUGAGCAGAGGUUCCGAGGGGGACAUCUAAGCCUGGGCCUUUCUUCCUGCCCCUCAUUCCCCAGGGAGACUCCCUGUCUCUUCCAAGAUGCAUCAGGUCACCAGACCAGUUGAUUUUGUUUUGUUAAGCAAAGGAAUGUCCCAUACUUUCGUCCAGCUUUUUAAGAAAGUACGCUUUGCCAGUUGGGACGUUUUCCAGUUUCCCUGAAGCUUAGAGAAUAGGUGGGACUCAGGCAGAUGGCAUUCAGGAGUCUGUCCUGCCUCAUCCCCUCUAGCUGCUGGGUAACCUGGAGGGACUUCAACUUCUGUUGCUGUUGGAAAAAGAGAACAGUGGUUGCCAGGCCACAGGAUAACUGGAACCUGCACUGUGGGGGGAGGUGGGGGCAUCUCCCUUUUGAUGCAUAUAUGGCAAAACCCAUUUGAGUGUAAGAUUUGCCCUUUCUGACAAUAAAUGCCUCUGUGUUUAAGUUC